Molecule: messenger RNA, 2394 nt
Organism: Verticillium nonalfalfae
Lineage: Eukaryota; Fungi; Ascomycota; Sordariomycetes; Glomerellales; Plectosphaerellaceae
Exons: 9
Coding region: 1-2394 (797 amino acids)
Biological process (GO): malate transmembrane transport
Cellular component (GO): membrane
Molecular function (GO): malate transmembrane transporter activity
Source: RefSeq, a predicted model, not a curated record
AUGGCCCCCCCACGUACCGAAGUGGUACAACAUGUAGCUUCAAACGGCUACGAAUCGCCUGACGAGAACAACCUGCCCUUUUUAUUCAGUGUCCCCCCUCCCACCAAACCGGCCAGCACGUCACCUGUUACUGAUGCUGCCCCCAAACAAUCUGGCUCUGCUCACGAGUCGUCUGAAGCUGUUGCAAGGGGUGCACCGACCUCGUCGUCCGGCCCAAGGUCCCGCCCAGCGCUUGCACCUUCUCAUGGCUCUAGUCUCAACGGGAUACUAGCAACCGCUGCGACGAAGCCAAAUGGCAAGGUCAGCCUUCGAGAUCGAAUCGCAUGUCAUCAGUGGACAUGGUUCGCCAUGACAAUGGCUACCGGUGGCAUCGCUAGCGUUCUGCACUCGCUGUCAUAUCGUAGCGCUUGGCUGGACGGAGUUGGCAUUGCCUUUUUCAUAUUCAACAUUCUCCUCUUCAUGACAAAUUGUGGUCUUCUCUUGGCCCGCUUCCGUCUGCGACCAGGCUCUUUCAUGAACUCAUUUACUGAUCAGAUGGAGUCUCUAUUUAUACCAUCAUUUGUGGUUCCCCACACCGGCCCUUGGUUACUUCGAACCAUGGAGGUCAUGUUCUGGAUCAACCUAGCACUCAGUGUCAUGGUUAGUGCUACUAUCUACCUGAUUCUCUGGUCCACCUUAAUUUUCCCUAUUCACAUGAUGACACCGGUCUGGGUGUUUCCGGCUUACCCAUUGCUUCUCAACGCCCCCUUCGCUGGAAAUCUCAUUGCUUCUGCCGUGUCGUCGGGCCAAGGGCUCACCGUCAACACAACAGCCGUUGCACUUAGCGCCAUUGCGGCGCAAGGAGCAGGUUGUCUCAUCGCUUUCAUGAUUUCAUCGGCCUUCAUCUACAGAUUGAUGACCCAGAAACUGCCCAGAGAUGCGCAGCGGCCUGGUGUCUUCAUCUCGAUCGGACCAUACGCUUUUACUGUUGCAGGGAUUGUUCAGAUAUCAAGUCAAGCAGAGGUGGUGUUGCCUGAGAACUUUAUGGGCACUGAUUUAGCUGUGCCGAUAGUCAAAAUCAUGGCUGUCAUGAUUGGCCUUUGGCUGUGGGGUCUUUCUAUGUGGUUCUUCCUCGUGUCGCACACAAGCGAAACACACGAUCAGAGACCACCGCUUCAACUUGUCUCACGGAUACUGAGAAGAGAAUUCGAGUCGCAGUUCACUCGGUCGAUAGGCAUGUCGUGGGACUCAAAGUCGGCGCAGCAUCGCCGCCAAAAGAGCUCCGUUUCUCAGAAGAACCUCCCUCUUCUCACACGACAGCAGGCGAAGCCCGCGUUCCGGCCCAAAUCUAGCCACGUCGAGGACAGCUUCCUACAAGACUUUCUCGACCCAUCGUUCGACCCGGCUGUCUUUCUCAACACCACUCUGCCCUCGCUCCAGCAUGGCUCGACCUCCAAAGGUGCCGACCGGGCGGUACCCCUCGCCGACCUUUCAAAUGAGACGCAGACGCUGCUCUCGCAACUCAAUGCACACACGGCCCGCCUAUCGACCACGCUCACCCAGCUGACAGACGAUAUUCUUCGGAGCGGAAGCCGUCUCGCCUACCAGGUCGAGCUCCUCCGCGGCGAAACGCUCAGCUUCGCCGAGACGAUGAAUGAGAGGCUCCAGCCCGACAUUCAAAAGUUCCUGCCCGAAGGCCUACCCGACGCAAGCAAGGAGGGCGCAGACGUGAAAAGACGUCCUUCGGCCGCCUCGACGACGCCCACUGCCGCCGCCGCCUCGGUCGCGACGCCCGCGCCUGACGAGGAAGCAUCCGUGAGCGCAGAGGCGGCGUCGCUCCCCAACGAGCCUACGCACGUGAAGCAGCUGCGGACGCUGACGCUCGUGCGGUCGCGGCUGGAUUCCGUCAUCAAGACGUUUGGUGACGCGAUGGAGUUUGUCUUUCCGCCGUCCGAGCUCUCUGCGGCAUCGGGCUUCUUGUCUGUCUCAGCGCCGGAGCCUGGCACGGGAAGUUUCAGCAGCGGGGCCGGGGAGCAGCAGAAUACGGAGGAGAAGGGCCAACAGGUGCUCAAGAAGCUGCGGGAGGAGGUUGCUGACCUUCUCAAGGGAGAUGACGCCAUUGCUGGUAUCGAGAAGGCGGCAGAGCGAGUUGAGGAGCUGAAGGAGUUGACGAUGGUGUGGAAGGGUACGGCGGAAGAGAAUGGACGUGUCAGGUUCAUCGAGGGACUGGCGAAGAUGGUGGAGGAGCGACACCGGGAGCUGUUGAGGGAGGCAGAGGACACUGCAAAAAGGGAGACCGGUGAGGGGAACAGGCCGAGGAAGGGAAGUGUGAAGGCCAAGGCAGAGGAGGCGAAGACGAUCCUCGGAGGGUACGGCUUGAUGAGCCAGCUCCAAAAACUGCGAAGCGGACUGUAG